GUUUAAAAUCAGCCUACAGUUAGCGGUGCCUGAAGGUUUGCAAUCAAGCCACUAGAUGGCGGUGCAGAUGCAGAGGUCCCCUUUUUAUAAGCCGUUAUAUUAGUGCAUUCCUUGGGUGGGGUUGGCACCCACAGUGCAGAUCAUGGAGGGCAGUGCUCUCCCACUCAGUUAUUCUCGUUCUAUUGUAUAAUUCCAGCUGUUUUCCACAUUGUCAGUUUGGCCCUAACAUCAUCUCCCAUUCCUUCUGUAACCUGCUAACCCUCUGCUCUCUUUUUGGAGAGAAUUAAGGUGAUCCCUCCUUUCCAUGCAGCCCCCACUCCCUGCGUCCCACACCCUGUUCCUGCCUCUUUUUCCAGCCCUCAUGUGAAAUGUCUGGGGAGGCUCUGUGUGUUGUAUCAUACUGAGAUCUGGACAGGAGAGAGUGGGAGAGCAGAGGGCAGGACAGGUAUAAAAGUCAAAGAGAGGGACAAGAUUUUUGGAAGUUUUUUUUUGUUUUUCUGUUUCUGUGGUUUGUCUUUACACCACGUCUAAACAUGUUCAGCUGGAUGGGUAAAAAUCAGAAGAAGGAGACCCCAGAAGUCAUCCACACGGUGACUGAAGGUCUGAAGGACCUUUACAAGAAAAAGCUGAAGCCAGUAGAGGACUUGUAUCGGUUCCAUGACUUCCAUUCUCCGGCACUUGAAGAUGCUGACUUUGAUAAUAAGCCCAUGGUGCUUGUGGUGGGUCAGUACUCCACUGGGAAGACCACCUUCAUCAAGUAUCUCCUGGAGCAGGACAUCCCUGGCAGCCGUAUUGGUCCAGAGCCCACCACCGAUUCCUUCAUUGCAGUUAUGCAUGGGGAGACAGAAGGGGUAAUCCCAGGCAAUGCUCUCAUGGUGGACCCCAAUAGACCAUUCCGCAAGCUCUCUCCUUUCGGCAACACUUUCCUCAACAGGUGAGUUGGGUUGUACGUGGUAGAUCUUCUUGACAGGUGCAGAAAAUAUCUCGGUUCAGGGUCCUAAAGAUAUCAAUCUAUUUCAGGAUCACUUCAAAAUUCACUCGGCCCUGUGAAUUAGGAGCUUGGUUACAUUUUCCCGGGGGACGAGUCCCACAUUUGAGAUGUGGGAGAAGUGGUGAAAAAAAAGUUCCCCUGUGUUUUCUGGGCUUAUUCUGUAACAGCAUGGAUUCCAGUCAUUGUCUGAUUUCAUUAGAUGUAGGGUCUGUCCCCCCAGACUAUACAAUACAGGACAUUGUGCACCCCCGAUGUAAACACAUGACCUUUCUUCCCCACCCUCCAAUACAGGAGCACCCCUCUCUCGCUGAAAAUUCCAAAAUUAUCAACCACUAAAGAUUUCAUGGUCUCAGGCACACUAUAAAUAUGGGUCUAGCCCCCACUGUACAAUACAGUACCUCAGAACACAGCACAAUAUGGGGUCUGACCUUUCGCAGGCUGUUUAAUACAGGGUCUAUCCUCCCCACACUGUAAAUGAAAGAACCUUACCCCCUCUGUGAAUAGACAAUCUAUACACACUGUACAGUACAGACCUCACUCCUAUCUCUAUACGUGUGUUGUAUAGGGUCUAGCACUAUCUGUACGGGACUAACCCUAACUAUACAACACUGGACAUCAUUCCCCCACACUGUACAAUACACAAUCAGAUCUCCCUCAUGUUGCACAAUACAGGGUCUGAUCUCCCCACAUUGUACAAUACAGAGUCUGAUCUCCCCACACUGUACAACACAGAGUCUGAUCUCCCCCACAUUGUACAAUACAGGGUCUGAUCUCCCCCAUACUGUACAAUACAGGGUCUGAUCUCCCCCACACUGUACAAUACAGUGUCUGAUCUCCCCACACUGUACAACACAGAGUCUGAUCUCCCCCCACACUGUACAACACAGAGUCUGAUCUCCCCCACAUUGUACAAUACAGGGUCUGAUCUCCCCCAUACUGUAACAUACAGGGUCUGAUCUCCCCACAUUGUACAAUACAGGGUCUGAUCUCCCCACACUGUACAAUACAGUGUCUGAUGUCCCCACACUGUACAAUACAGAAUCUGAUCUCCCCCAUACUGUACAAUACAGAGUCUGAUCUCCCCCCAACUGCACAAUACAGAGUCUGAUCUCCCCCACACUGUACAAUACAGAGUCUGAUCUCCUCACACUGUACAAUACAGAAUCUGAUUUCGUUCACACUGUACCAUAUAGGACCUAAACUCCACAAUACUGUUCAGUACAGCGUCUGAUAUCUUAAACUAUUUAAUAUGGAGUCUAACCUCCCCACACUGUACAAUACAGAACCUGAUGUCUACAAUGUGCAAUAAAGGUUUUAAACCUACAGACUGUAAGAUUGUUUGAGCAGGGUCCUCUUCAACCUAUCGUUCAUGUAAGUUUUCUUGUAAUUGUCCUAUUUAUUGUUAAAUCCCCCCUCUCAUAAUAUUGUAAAGCACUACGAAAUCUGUUGGCGCUAUAUAAAUGGCAAUAAUAAUAAUAAUAAUAAUAAUAAUAAUAAUCUCCCCUUCUCAGAAUAGUAACAUGCCCGUUGUUUGUUUAGUGCAGGUUUAUUCCCCACUUGUCUUGUGCACGUUUGGCCAGGGAGGUUGGCAUGCUGAUCCCUGGUGGUGUAGUAGGUGGAACAGGUGCCCUGGUAAACCGGUGGCAGUGCUCCGACACAUUCAGGGUGGUUGGAUCUCCUGGGAGGAAUACACAUUGAUAUCAAUAUUGGGGAGGUAGCAGUGGGCAUUAGCAGUUUGUAGUCCUGGCAUGGCUCUGGGUGCAGUGCCAGGCUGUAUUAGCAGUUGGUAGGUGCUGGCAUAGCUCUGGGUGCGGUACCAGGCUGUAUUAGCAGUUGGUAGGUCCUGGCAUGGCUCAAGGUGCAGUACCAGGCUGUAUUAGAUGAUAGUAGGUUUUGGCAUGACUCAGGGUCCAGUGCCAGGCUGUAUUAGCAGUUGGUAGGUGCUGGCAUAGCUCUGGGUGCGGUACCAGGCUGUAUUAGCAGUUGGUGGGUCCUGGCGUGGCUCUGGAUGCAGUGCCAGGAUGUAUUAGCAGUUGGUGGGUCCUGGCGUGGCUCUGGAUGCAGUGCCAGGAUGUAUUAGCAGUUGGUAGGUGCUGGCGUGGCUCUGGAUGCAGUGCCAGGCUGUAUUAGCAAUGAAUAGGUGCUGGCAUGGCUCAGUGUGCAGUGCUAGGCUGUAUUAGUAGUUGGUUGGCUCUGGCAUGGCUCAGGGUGCAGUGCCAGGCUGUAUUAGUAGUUGGUUGGCUCUGGCAUGGCCUAGGAUGCAGUGCCAGGUUAUAUUAGCAGUUGGUGGAUGCUGGCAUGGCUCGUGGUGCAGUGCUAGGCUGUAGUAGCAACUGGUAGACCCUGGCAAGGCUCGAGGUGCAGUGCCAGGCUGUAGUAGCAAUUGGUAGGUCCUGGCAUAGCUCAGGGUGCAGUGCCAGGAUGUAGUAGCAGUUGGUGGGUCCUGGCGUGGCUCUGGAUGCAGUGCCAGGCUGUAUUAGCAGUUGGUAAGUGCUGGCAGAGCUCUGGGUGCAGUGCCAGGCUGUAUUAGCAGUUGGUAGGUGCUGGCAUGGCUCGAGGUGUAGUGCCAGGCUGUAUUAGCAGUUGGUUGGCUCUGGCAUGGCUCAGGAUGCAGUGCCAGGCUGUAUUAGUAGUUGGCUGGCUCUGGCAUGGCUCAGGAUGCAGUGCCAGGUUAUAUUAGCAGUUGGUAGAUGCUGGCAUGGCUCGUGGCUGCAAUACCAGGCUGUAUUAUCAAUUGGUAGGUUGUGGCAUGGCUCAGGGUGUAGUGCCAGGAUGUAGUAGCAGUUGGUGGGUCCUGGCGUGGCUCUGGGCGCAGUUCCAGGCUGUAUUAGCAGUUGAUAGGUCCUGGCAUGGCUCUGGGCACAGUGCCAGGCUGUAUUAGCAGUUGGUGGGUCCUGGCAUGGCUCUGGAUGCAGUGCCAGACUGUAUUAGCAGUUGGUAGGACCUGGCAUGGCUCUGGGUGCAGUGCCAGGCAGUAUUAGCAGUUGGUGGGUCCUGGCAUGGCGUUGGGCGCAGUGCCAGACUGUAUUAGUAGAACAGUUGGUGGGUCCUGGCAUGGCUCUGGGCACAGUGCCAGGCUGUGUUAGCAGUUGGUGGGUCCUGGCAUGGCUCUGGAUGCAGUGCCAGACUGUAUUAGCAGUUGGUAGGCCCUGGCAUGGCUCUGGGUGCAGUGCCAGGCUGUAUUAGCAGUUGGUGGGUCCUGGCAUGGCUCUGGAUGCAGUGCCAGACUGUAUUAGCAGUUGGUAGGACCUGGCAUGGCUCUGGGUGCAGUGCCAGGCUCUAUUAGCAGUUGGUAGGUCCUGACAUGGCUCGGUAGGUAUGGUCAGUUGGUAGGUCCUGGCAGGGUUCAGCAGUGGGAAAUCAGGAGGCUCUAUAUUGGGGAGUUUCCUGGUAUCACAGGAUCCAGUGUUGUAUUACUAGACAGCCUCUGUUUAUGUUUGGUGGGGAGGACUUCCUGAAACACGCAUUGCCCUGACUAAUUUAUAAACAUGGAUGUACCCUACAUCCUCUGCUUGGGGAUGGAGACUCAUCAUAUCCAAGAUUCGGAUUUUAAAAGCAGAGUCUGGCUAACCCCAUGUAUUUAUAGUAUAUUAAAUCCAGGUUCUCUAUUGCUAUUACUCCACCCUGUGUCUCUCCCCAUUGUCUGUCUCCACUACCAAACUCCUUAACCUCCACUGUGUGCCUCUAUUACAACAGUAACUCCUGUUUCCUUUAUAGGUUUAUGUGCGCCCAUUUACCCAACAAAGUCCUGGAAAGCAUCAGCCUAAUAGACACCCCGGGCAUCCUAUCUGGCACCAAACAACGUGUGUGCAGAGGUGAGUUAGCUCCAUGAUGCCAAAAUGCCUUCUUCCUGUGUGUCUGAAAAACAUAUUAAAUAAAUAUAUAACGCCAUUAAACAUUUCCCCAGGUUAAACAUUAUAAGCAAAUUCUUACCGGGCUCUAUAAAGUACUGUCACUACCUCUAUAUGUCCUCCCACAAUCUGCUCUAUAGAACUAAACACAUUAUUCUACGUGGGAUCUUACCGGGGAUCUAUAAAGUACUAUCACUACCUCUCUAUGUCCUCCUGAUAUCUGCUCUAUAGAACUGAAUACAAUACUCUAGGUGAGAUCUUACCGGGGAUCUAUGAAGUACUAUCACUACCUCUCUAUGUCCUCCUGGUAUCUGCUCUAUAGAACUGAACACAAUACUCUAGGUGAGAUCUUACCAGGAUCUAUAAAGUACUAUCACUACCUCUCUAUGUCCUGGGAUCUGCUCUAUAGAACUGAAUACAAUACUCUAGGUGAGAUCUUACCGGGGAUCUAUGAAGUACUGUCACUACCUCUCUAUGUCCUCCUGGUAUCUGCUCUAUAGAACUGCACACAAUACUCUAGGUGAGAUCUUACCGAGAUCUAUAAAGUACUAUCACUACCUCUCUAUGUCCUGGGAUCUGCUCUAUAGAACUGAACACAAUACUCUAGGUGAGAUAUAUCUCUGUAUGUCCUACCAGGCUCUGCUCUAUAUUGUGCAAACAGUAUUCUAUAAAGGAAUGUUCUCCAUUAAUCAAAUAUAAGUUGUUGGUUUUUUUUAAUGUUUAAAGAAUUAUAUCUAAAUAGGAUCAUCUUGCUUGGAUUGCUGAAUGCCUUUAUUUGGGUGUAAGAUAAUUUUAGAACAUUCCGUCUUUGUUUAGAAAGUUCUCUGGAGGGUCAGUUUUUGCUGUAUAUAUAUUAUUACCCCAGAGCAGUGUAUUAAUUCUACUUAGCAGUGAAGGUAGAGCUUAUCAAUUUUAGGAAAAAUUUGACUUUUUGAUAGAUUAAGAGCAAUGUACAACAUUGCUGCAUUUACAGGAAGCGCUCAACGUUUCACUAUGUGAGGUAUUCGUCAGAUCUCUAUUUAUUAAAAUUCAUGUACGUCUUGUCUAUUGUCUUCUGAUGACAUUAUCUUUUAUCAACAUUUUCCCAGCAUUUGGUUAUUGGACAUAAAUUGCCCAUUUCAUUGUUUUGUUUUUUUUUCAUUUUAUUGGAGCACAGAGAUAGAGUAUUUUUGCUGAAUGAGGUAACAAGUCAUCAUAAUAAGUACAGUAAGUGUAGAUAUGCAGCAGCAGCUUUUGUACAUGAGCAUACAUACCGCAGAUUUUAGAGAUUUUAACCGCUGAGUGUUUAUUUACUGGAGUUAACUGAGAGUGUACCAUGGGGUAGACUACUGUCGUGGUGUCUUGCGGUGGCCCGCUGAGUAUGAGGACUCUAUUAUUUUGUGGUCUCAAUGGUUAGAUGAUUACCCUAGGUCCCGAGGGGGAAGGGUGUCUCUUGCGGACCCCAGGGUAUGGAUCUGUAGGGAUGCUACGGUUAGCUCUCAGUAGGGGAAGACAGUCAGGAUAUCGGCGUAGCUACGUGCCCUGGCUGGGUACGUAGUGAGAGCAGAUUACGUGCCCUUUAUUAUUUGGUGGCUUCAUGGGUGGCAUUCGUAGGACAGCUCGCUGGUGUAGGGCAGUGCAACUAAGGAUUGCUGCAGGGGGUGGGGGGGGAGAAGAUAAUUGGGGCUGUUCCCCUAGGCCUGAAGCCACUGUCCCUUAGCUGACUGCCUGAGGGAACUCAUGGAUGGGAUUCACCUAUGUGUUGUCUUGUCGCUUAAUUUGGGGUAGGAGUUAAUAGCAGUAAAGAUAGCCCAUACGACUGCUUGGUUCAGUAGUUUGGCUCUACUCCUUCAUUCUUUUUUUUAUGUACCGUUUAUAGAGAAGCAUUGUUUUAAUAAUCUGUUUAUUGCUGUGGUAUUGGCCACGGGCCACAGUUCAAGGAUUGUGGCCGUAGUGACAUGGUAUGAUACGUGACAUGGCGGGGGACAUGCGGUCACACACCUGCAGCCUAUUUUACGGUGACAUGGGGUGGGGGUCACUGUCUGUUUACAGAAGGGAAGGUCAGUUUGGAGGCCGGAUUCAGCUCUUACUAACUGACCUAAACAUUAAGCUCCAUUGUUUAUGGCAACAUCCUGACUGGUUUCUGGCGUCAUGCCUCCUGGCACUGGACGCUCUGUAAAUACGGUGAUGUCCUCCCAGACAACAGGUUCAGGAUCUGACAUAGAUUCUGCAUACAAAGAGUUAAAGGACAAUUAUCACCUCAACAAAAAUUUUUUUAUACAAUAAUCCUUUCAUCAAGUUUUAAAAGGAAAUAGAUUCUUUGUUAAAUAAGGUAUACAAAAAAGAAAAAAAUAUAAAUCUAAUCCUUAUCUUUAGUAUAUGAUGGGAUCAUUCAGCCGUAUACAUACACCUUGGGUCAGACAGUAAUUGAAUACAGACAGUUAGUCUCUAUGGUUAGUCUCUAUGGUCUUUCCGGCUUCACUCCGUGCACAGCGCAGUGACAUCAUCAGACCCAAUAACUGUCACAUUCAAUCACCUUCUGACCCAAUAACUGUCAUAUUCAGACACUGUCUGACCCAAUAACUGUCACAUUCAAACACUGUCUGACCCAAUAACUGUCACAUUCAGACACUGUCUGAUCCAAUAACUGUCACAUUUAGACACUGUCUGACCCAAUAACUGUCACAUUCAGACACUGUCUGACCCAAUAACUGUCACAUUCAAUCACUGUCUGACCCAAUAACUGUCACAUUCAGACACUGUCUGACCCAAUAACUGUCACAUUCAAUCACUGUCUGAUCCAAUAACUGUCACAUUUAGACAAUGUCUGACCCAAUAACUGUCACAUUCAAUUACUGUCUGACCCAAUAACUGUUAAAUUCAAUCACUGUCUGACCCAAUAACUGUCACAUUCAGACACUGUCUGACCCAAUAACUGUCACAUUCAGACACUGUCUGACCCAAUAACUGUCACAUUCAAUUACUGUCUGACCCAAUAACUGUUAAAUUCAAUCACUGUCUGACCCAAUAACUGUCACAUUCAGACACUGUCUGAUCCAAUCACUGUCUGACCCAAUAACUGUCAUAUUCAAUCACUGUCUGACCCAAUAACUGUUAAAUUCAAUCACUGUCUGACCCAAUAACUGUCACAUUCAGACACUGUCUGACCCAAUAACUGUCACAUUCAGACACUGUCUGAUCCAAUAACUGUCUGACCCAAUAACUGUCAUAUUCAAUCACUGUCUGACCCAAUAACUGUCACAUUCAUACACUGUCUCACCCAAUAACUGUCACAUUCAAUUACUGUCUGACCCAAUAACUGUUAAAUUCAAUCACUGUCUGACCCAAUAACUGUCACAUUCAAUUACUGUCUGACCCAAUAACUGUCACAUUCAAUUACUGUCUGACCCAAUAACUGUUAAAUUCAAUCACUGUCUGACCCAAUAACUGUCACAUUCAGACACUGUCUGAUCCAAUAACUGUCACAUUCAGACACUGUCUGAUCCAAUCACUGUCUGACCCAAUAACUGUCAUAUUCAAUCACUGUCUGACCCAAUAACUGUCACAUUCAUACACUGUCUGAUCCAAUAACUGUCACAUUCAGACACUGUCUGACCCAAUAACUGUCACAUUCAGACACUGUCUGACCCAAUAACUGUCACAUUCAAUUACUGUCUGACCCAAUAACUGUUAAAUUCAAUCACUGUCUGACCCAAUAACUGUCACAUUCAGACACUGUCUGAUCCAAUCACUGUCUGACCCAAUAACUGUCAUAUUCAAUCACUGUCUGACCCAAUAACUGUCACAUUCAUACACUGUCUGACCCAAUAACUGUUAAAUUCAAUCACUGUCUGACCCAAUAACUGUCACAUUCAGACACUGUCUGACCCAAUAACUGUCACAUUCAGACACUGUCUGAUCCAAUCACUGUCUGACCCAAUAACUGUCAUAUUCAAUCACUGUCUGACCCAAUAACUGUCACAUUCAUACACUGUCUGACCCAAUAACUGUCACAUUCAAUUACUGUCUGACCCAAUAACUGUUAAAUUCAAUCACUGUCUGACCCAAUAACUGUCACAUUCAAUUACUGUCUGAUCCAAUAACUGUCACAUUCAGACACUGUCUGAUCCAAUAACUGUCACAUUCAUACACUGUCUGUUUUAAGAACACGGAAGUCACUCUACUGGCUGUCUGAUAGACGGCCACUAGAGGAGGACUUAACCCUGCAAGGUAAUUAUUGUAGUUUAUAAAAACUGCAAUAAUUACACUUGCAGGAUUAAGGGUGAUGGGAGUUGGCACCCAAACUACUCCAAUGGGCAGAAAUGGUCUUGGUGCCUGGAGUGUCCCUUUAAAUUAACAAAGAAUGUAUUUCCUUUCAAAACUAGAUGAAAAUAUCAUUAUAUUAAAAGAUAGGGUUGAGGUGAUAGUUGCCAUUUAAGGUCUGGGGUAGGAGUCUGAUCUGUCACAUUCUGGGGCUGUGAAAUUGCUGGGCUGUCACACUUCAGGUGUUUUAGAGUUUGGGCUGUCAGAUUUCUAGGCUGUCACAAUCCUGGCCUGUCACAUUCCAGGGCUGUCAGCUUGCUGGGCUGUCACCUUCCUUGGAUGUGAGAUUGCUGAACAGUCACAUUCCAGGGCUGUCACAUUAUGGAGCUGUCACAUGCUGCUUUCUGUCUCUCUAUUGGGUUGUUGCUAGGAAUCCUAAAUAAACAGAGGUGUUCCCCCUGGGAAGCCAUGGAGGGAGUGGGAGGAUGGUAAGGGGGGUUACCCAUUGCCUGAAGUCAUGGAAAGAGGAAGGGAGGGAGAGAUGGGGAGGCCAUUCCCCGUACAGUGAGACAUGGAAUAAGCAAGGGGCGAGGAGGUUCCCCUGUUAUGGCACAAUCUAUGCGUGUGUGUUUCUGUCGGUCUGUGUGUUAUGAGAGGUAAUAGGCCGCAGAUUUUAAAUUUUUCAGUUUAUUAUUUAGUUUUGAUGAUUUUUUUGCAACAAUCUGUAUGUAUUAUUUAAGAAACGGUGACGCUUCCUGCCCCAUUUGGUGCAUUGCCAUGGUAUAUGUAUUGACCCUGUGGGUCGCAUCCUUUCUAAUUUUGACAUUUCUUACAGCCAGAGUGAGUUGCAUCAUUCCAUGGAUCCACAGCAGAUGGGUCUCUCCGGAGAUAUCUCAUCAUAGAUGUUUUGGUGUUGCCUUUUCUUAAAUACCCUUUCUGGUUUAUUUAAGACCAGUCCACAAUCCAUUACACGCCCUGUCAUGGCCAGUCCACAUUCUCCAUUCCACUCCCUGUCAUGGCCAGUCCACAUUCUCCAUUCCAGCCCUGUCGUGACCAGCCUACACUCUGUUCCGGGCUCUGUCGUGACUAUCCAUGUUCCGUUCCGUGUCCUGCCAUGAUCAGUCCGUGCUCUGUUCCACGCCCUGUCAUGACCAGUCCACGCUCCAUUCUGUGCCUUGACGUGACCAGUCCACGCUCUGUCCCGUACCCUGAUGUGACCAGUCUACGCUCCAUUCCAUGCCCUAUCGUGACUAUCCAUGUUCCGUUCCGUGUCCUGUCAUGAUCAGUCCACAUUCUGUUCCAGUGCUGUCAUGACCGGCCCAUGCUCUGUUCCAGCCCUGUCAUGACCGGUCCGCGCUCCGUUCCAGCCCUGUCAUGACCGGCCCGCGCUCCGUUCUAGCCCUGUCGUGACCAGCCUACACUCUGUUCCGAGCUCUGUCGUGACUAUCCAUGUUCCGUUCCGUGUCCUGCCAUGAUCAGUCCAUGCUCUGUUCCACGCCCUGUCAUGACCAGUCCACGCUCCAUUCCGUGCCCUGACGUGACCAGUCCGCGCUCUGUCCCGUGCCCUGAUGUGACCAGUCUGCGCUCCAUUCCAUGCCCUAUCGUGACUAUCCAUGUUCCGUUCCAUUCCAGCCCUGUCAUGACCGGUCCGCGCUCCGUUCCAGCCCUGUCAUGACUGGUCCGCGCUCCAUUCCAGCCCUGUCAUGACCGGUCUGCGCUCCAUUCCAUGCCCUGUCGUAACUAUCCAUGUUCCGUUCCGUGUCCUGCCAUGAUCAGUCCAUGCUCAAUUCCAGCCCUGUCAUGACCAGUCCACACUCCAUUCCAGCCCUGUCAUGACCAGCCCAUUCAUGACCAGUCCAUGCUCCGUUCUAGCCUGUCAUGACCAGUCCAUGCUCCGUUCCAGCCCUGUCAUGACCAGCCCAUGCUCUGUUCCAGCCCAUUCAUGACCAGUCCAUGCUCCGUUCUAGCCCUGUCAUGACCAGUCCACGCUCUGUUCCAGCCAUGACGUGACCAGUCCACACUCCGUUCCAGCCCUAUCAUGACCAGUCCAUGCUCCGUUCCAGCCCAUUCAUGACCAGUCCAUGCUCCGUUCUAGCCUGUCAUGACCAGUCCAUGCUCCGUUCCAGCCCUGUCAUGACCAGCCCAUGCUCUGUUCCAGCCCUAUCAUGACCAGUCCAUGCUCCGUUCCAGCCCUGUCAUGACCAGUCCACGCUCUGUUCCAGCCAUGACGUGACCAGUCCACGCUCCGUUCCAGCCCUAUCAUGACCAGUCCACGCUCCGUUCCAGCCCUGUCAUGACCAGUCCACGCUCCGUUCCAGCCCUAUCAUGACCAGUCCAUGCUUCGUUCCAGCCAUGACGUGACCUGUCCAUGCUCUGUUCCAUGCCCUAUCGUGACUAUCCGUGUUCUGUUCCAGCCCUGUCAUGACCAGUCCACGCUCUGUUCCAGCCAUGACGUGACUAGUCCACGCUCCGUUCCAGCCCUGUCAUGUUACAGUAUUAUGUUACAGUAUUAUAUCACAGUAUUAUGUUACAGUAUUAUAUUACAGUAUGUUACAGUAUUAUGCCUGUAGUUUAUCAGUGACAUUUUCUGUACAUGCAGUUUUUAUUUUCAGUGAAUGUAUUCCACCAAUAUUCCAUGUAAUAUAGUUAUUAAUAUUUUGGGUGAUAAAAUCUGGUUGGUAAACUUUUCAAUCGUAUUCAAGAUGUUUUCUCUCCCACCAUGUUUUCUGUUAGAUACACAUGGUGCUGAGUGUGCCCUCCUGGCUGUAACGUGUCUUAUCUCCAUCCCGGUUUCCUCACUUCACACACCCAGACUUACAACGAAAAUCCUCAGACUCUCCAUAUUCUCUUAGCACAACCCGUCCACCCUAGUUGCUACUAAUUUCAUAGCAUGUUCCUCCGGCUGCUUGAGAUAUUACUCAAUUACUCCCUCAUUCUCUUUACACUAACAGUAGCUGCAACGUUCCUUUAAUAUCUCUGGCCGUCACUUCCAAUCCCCCUGCUUCUUCUUGUCUCAAGUCCUCAUUAUAUCCUUUAGAUUGUAAGCUCACUUACUAUCUAACUAGGUAGAUCGUAUAAAAAGCUUAAAUGGCUGGAUCGCAGAGCCUUCCUUACCUUUUGUAUUGGUCUUGUAUGUUCUCCUCUAAUUGUACAGCGCUAUGGAAUAUGUCAGCACGUAAUAAAUAAUAUCAUAGAAUAACACAUUAUAUCAUUUAAAAUACCACAAAACAUAAGAUAAUGCAAUAUAAUAUAAAGCUCAUAGAACAUAAAAUAACAUUCGGACUGGUCUUUUUUUGCCGUUCCCCUAUUACAGUUGGGGUGAAAGUUUUAUGCCUCGCUCAGUUAAUGGGGUACAAGCUGUAUAUUUUGGGAGAAGGGCUGGGUUGCCAGCACCGUUAAGGGGGUGGCGGUUUAAGGACACGUGGGGUGGGGAAUCUUUCCCCAGAGGUACAAGUUCUGCUUUCCUCAUUAUCCUCCAGAACAAUCGCCAUAAUUACCGCCUAUUGUUUGCAGGUCCAUUAACCCUCGUCCCUGGAAUAAUUACCUAAAUGCAAACUUCCUCUCUAUUCUCACAUCAACACUUACUUAAAUAGCUCGGAGAGAUGGGGGAGUGACUGGAGGGUCUCACCGGAUUCACAGCUAGAAUCUUGCCAGAGGCCCCACAAACUCAUUAGGUUGGUACCGUGGGACUUUCCUGCGCAGUUUCUGAGUGUUAUUUACAAAUUGCCAAUUUUCAGAAAUUCUAAGUGAAUUGAAAGAGAAUUUGAAAUUUAGGGUAAAAAAUUUGAAUUGUAAACACUGUCCACCCGCUAUACUUCUAGUUUGUUAUUCUGGUUUAAGGUUUGAAAUUAAUUUUAUAUUCCCGCUAAUUCUCCCUUUAGUGAAUAACUGAAUCGUUAUAAAAGUAAAUCAAUGUUGGAACUUCUCACACAUGCUUUUUAUAAAUACCCAUUGCUCUCUCUUUAGUUUUAUUCAUUGCAGUCUCUUUAACUUCCUGCUUUACUGUCUCUUUAAUUUCCUACAUCGCUGUCACUUUAACUUAAUCCAUCACUGUCUAUUUAAUCCCAUUAUAUGCUGUCUCUUUAACUGUCAGAAUCACUGUCAUCUCUUUAACGUCCUACAUUGCUGUCUCUUUAACUUUAUCUGUCUCUUUAACUUAAUUAAUUGCUGUCUCUUUAACUUCACAAGUUUAACUGUCUGAAUCACUCUCUUUACCAUCACCCAUAGCUGUCUCUUUAACAUCACCCACUGCUGUCUCUUUACCAUCACCCAUAGCUGUCUCUUUACCAUCACCCAUUGCUGUCUCUUUAACAUCACCCAUAGCUGUCUCUUUAACAUCACCCACUGCUGUCUCUUUAACAUCACCCACUGCUGUCUCUUUACCAUCACCCACUGCUGUCUCUUUACCAUCACCCACUGCUGUCUCUUUACCAUCACCCAUAGCUGUCUCUUUAACAUCACCCAUAGCUGUCUCUUUAACAUCACCCACAGCAUGGCUCCUGCUCCCCCCAUACACCCUAAGCCCUGGGCUGUGUACAGAUACUCUGACUCACUCUGGAAUGUGGCACAGACUGAGAGGGACUGGUACGGCCUGGAAUCUGUCUAAUUAGUGUUAGAUACACAUGGUGCUGAGUGUGCACUCCACAUACUCCCACUCACACCUCAUACAUCAAACAACAUGCAGGUAAUUCUGGAACAUUUUAUUUCACUUGAAUUCACAUUAUUAUUAUUAUUGCAAAGAAUAACUGACAUAAAGUUCAGUAGUGGUUGUAAAACCUCACACUCUGUGAUCUAUACAAACCCCACAUCUAAACAUGGCCCUAUUGGUGUGUGUAGCCUCUAUUCCCUGCAGUGCGGAUCCCACUACGUGGACCCAAACAGGACCUCCGGUCUGGGGUCACUUCUAAAUCAUGUUUAAAAUGCUGUCUGUCUGUCUUAUAUAAGAGGACUCGAUAAGGUUCACCCACUGGCACAGAAGGGAUUAAAUAUGUGUGCUCCUACUGCAUCUUCCCCAUCCAGCCCCCCCCCACGCUAUCCACCCCCCUUUCCAAGGUUUCAGUGGCCCUCCAACUCGGCCUGUUUCAAAUCUCCAAAAAAGGCAGCGGGUUGGGUGAAUUUUCUGGAAAGUGUGAGUCCUGGAGAGGUGGGGAACAGAGGGAGGGAGCGGACGGGAGCUGGGAUUGCCAAGGAAAGAAAUCAUAUGGGAAGAAUGAGAUCAUAGCUUGGGUAACAAUACAAUAUCCCCUUAUCUCGCUCUGCCAUGCUGGGGCAAGUCCAUUCAGUGCCAUCCGUUACCUGCAAACUUUCUACGUCUCCAGUCAAAAGAGAAAAAAAUAAUACAUUAGAUAUAUUAAUAAAAUCUGUUUCUGAGUAAAACAAACUCUCUUAGUUUUUCUUCUUCUUCCCUCGUCCACUCGCACAUUUCACUGGGCCACUAUUAAUGGCGCUUUAUUGCACAUACAGAGUUUAACCCCUUUGCUGCUGGAGCUGUAACCCCACCUCCAUAUCAUUUCUUUGCAAUGUCAGUCAUGUGAGUCAAUCCGAAAGCACACCUCCGGAGGGAGAAAGGUAACUAUAGUGGUUAUGGUGACUGUACUGGUCAGAAUUUUUGGAGCAACCCAUUAACUUUUGUAAUAGAAUUUCUUAUUUUAUGUAAUAUCUCCACAUUAAAUACGCAAAGUUCUGCAGAAUACGAUGGCGAUACAUAAAUGUCAAUAGUAAUAAUGAUAUUUGUCCCAGUAAACGUUAUGUUUCCGUGAUUACUAGUUAUAUUGACCAGAAAGAUUUGUCACGGCUGCCAAUGAUAGGUAUGUUUUCUAUGUUUGGCGUCCGCUAAAUGUCCUGAUUUGUCAUAGGUGACUGGACUGCUGAGUUAUAUAGUGAUUUAUGUUUAUGACGCGAUGUGUGCGUGGUGUAUUAAUGAUCAGUCUCUCAUUGCAGGCUAUGACUUUCCUGCUGUCCUCCAGUGGUUUGCGGAGCGAGUCGACCGCAUCAUCCUUCUCUUUGAUGCCCACAAGCUGGAGAUAUCGGACGAGUUCUCUGAAGCCAUCCGAGCUCUGAAUGGCAACGAGGACAAGAUCCGAGUGGUCCUAAACAAAGCCGAUAUGGUGGAGACCCAGCAGCUAAUGCGGGUCUAUGGAGCACUUAUGUGGUCUUUGGGCAAAGUGUUCAAUACUCCGGAGGUCCUGAGGGUCUUCAUAGGAUCGUUCUGGUCGGAACCACUGAUGAUUUCUGAUCACCGCCAUCUCUUCGAGUUGGAAGAGCAGGAUCUGUUCCAAGACAUCCAGAACCUUCCCAGGAAUGCAGCCCUGCGUAAACUCAAUGACCUGGUCAAAAGGGCUCGACUUGUUAGAGUAAGAAAUUUCCUUUAACUUCACAACACUGGCAUUAAUGACAAUGACAUAUAUUGUUGGUCCCUCCCAGGUGAUAUGUUUAAGGGUCAGUCCCUCCCAGGAUCACAGUGUACUAAUGACAGUGACAUGUUUAAGGGUCGGUCCCUCCCAGUGUCACAGUGUACUAAUGACAUUGACAUGUUUACAGGUCAGUCCCUCCCAGUGUCACAGUGUACUAAUGCCAGUGACAUGUUUAAUGGUCAGUCCUUCCCAGGGUCACAGUGUACUAAUGACAGUGACAUGUUUAAUGGUCAGUCCUUCCCAGGAUCACAGUGUACUAAUAACAGUGACAUGUUUAAUGGUCGGUCCCUCCCAGGGUCACAGCGUACUAAUGACAGUGACAUGUUUACAGGUCAGUCCCUCCCAGUGUCACAGUGUACUAAUGCCAGUGACAUGUUUAAGGGUCGGUCCCUCCCAGGGUCACAGUGUACUAAUGACAGUGACAUGUUUAAUGGUCAGUCCCUCCCAGUGUCACAGCGUACUAAUGACAGUGCCAUGUUUAAUGGUCAGUCCCUCCCAGGGUCACAGCGUACUAAUGACAGUGACAUGUUUAAUGGUCAGUCCUUCCCAGGGUCACAGUGUACUAAUAACAGUGACAUGUUUAAUGGUCGGUCCCUCCCAGGGUCACAGCGUACUAAUGACAGUGACAUGUUUAAUGGUCAGUCCCUCCUAGGGUCACAGUGUACUAAUGACAGUGACAUGUUUAAUGGUCAGUCCCUCCCAGGGUCACAGUGUACUAAUGACAGUGACAUGUUUAAUGGUCAGUCCCUCCCAGGGUCACAGUGUACUAAUGACAGUGACAUGUUUAAUGGUCAGUCCCUCCCAGGGUCACAGUGUACUAAUGACAGUGACAUGUUUAAUGGUCGGUCCCUCCCAGGGUCACAGUGUACUAAUGACAGUGACAUGUUUAAUGGUCAGUCCCUCCCAGGGUCACAGUGUACUAAUGACAGUGACAUGUUUAAUGGUCAGUCCCUCCCAGGGUCACAGUGUACUAAUGACAGUGACAUGUUUAAUGGUCAGUCCCUCCCAGGGUCACAGUGUACUAAUGACAGUGACAUGUUUAAGGGUCAGUCCUCCCAGGGUCACAGUGUACUAAUGACAGUGACAUGUUUAAUGGUCAGUCCCUCCCAGGGUCACAGUGUACUAAUGACAGUGACAUGUUUAAUGGUCGGUCCCUCCCAGGGUCACAGUGUACUAAUGACAGUGACAUGUUUAAUGGUCAGUCCCUCCCAGGGUCACAGUGUACUAAUGACAGUGACAUGUUUAAAGGUCGGUCCCUCCCAGGGUCACAGUGUACUAAUGACAGUGACAUGUUUAAUGGUCAGUCCCUCCCAGGGUCACAGUGUACUAAUGACAGUGACAUGUUUAAAGGUCGGUCCCUCCCAGGGUCACAGUGUACUAAUGUCGGUGACAUGUUUAAACCUCAUGCCUUCCCAUUACAUUAAUAUCUGAGCAAAUAACUCGUUUUAUACUGAUAAUAGUAAUAGUUGACUUAAUGCAGAUUUCCUGCACAGAUCGUGGCCCAUCCUUACACCCCAAUACCAAGGUUUAGGGUACAGCUGCUCUCAAUGCUCCGUAGGGAGGGGCGCACCGUGAAGGGAUUUGCAGAUGAAACAUUUGCUUUUUGUACAUAAUUUUGGCAGCAGAGCUGGGAAAAUCAUCUGCAACAAAAGCCAACACAUUCCACACCAUUUACUCAGCCGAGGACGAGGGGAGGGAGUGUGAGCAGAGAGACAGGAGAGAGGAGUGAGAGAGAGAAUGGUGAGGGAGAGAGUGAGUGAAGGGUGAGGGAGAGAGUGAGUGAAGGGUCAGGGAGAGUGGAAUGUGUGAAGAGUGUAGGAGAGCUAUGUGUGAAGAGUGUAGGAGAGGUAUUUGGGGGUGCAUGCAAUACACAGAUCAGGUAUUUGGCGGAUACAUGCAUUACAGAGAUCGGUAUUUGGGGUGCAUGCGUUACACAGAUCGGUAUUUGGGGGUGCAUGCGUUACACAGAUCAGGUAUUUGGGGGUGCAUGCAUUACACAGAUCAGGUAUUUGGGGAUGCAUGCAAUACACAGAUCAGGUAUUUGGCGGAUACAUGCAUUACAGAGAUCGGUAUUUGGGGGUGCAUGCAUUACAGAGAUCAGGUAUUUGGGGGUGCAUGCGUUACACAGAUCGGUAUUUGGGGGUGCAUGCGUUACACAGAUCGGUAUUUGGGGUGCAUGCGUUAUACAGAUCGGUAUUUGGGGGUGCAUGCGUUAUACAGAUCGGUAUUUGGGGGUGCAUGCAUUACACAGAUCGGUAUUUGGGGGUGCAUGGAUUACACAGAUCGGUAUUUGGGGGUGCAUGCAUUACACAGAUCGGUAUUUGGGGUGCAUGCAUUACACAGAUCGGUAUUUUGGGGUGCAUGCAUUACACAGAUCGGUAUUUGGGGUGCAUGCAUUACACAGAUCGGUAUUUUGGGGUGCAUGGAUUACACAGAUCGGUAUUUGGGGUGCAUGCAUUACACAGAUCGGUAUUUGGGGGUGCAUGCGUUACACAGGUCAGGUAUUUGGAGGUGCAUGCAUUACACAGAUCAGGUAUUUGGGGGUGCAUGCAUUACACAGAUCGGUAUUUGGGGGUGCAUGCGUUACACAGAUCGGUAUUUGGGGGUGCAUGCAUUACACAGAUCGGUAUUUGGGGUGCAUGCAUUACAAAGAUCGGUAUUUGGGGGUGCAUGCAUUACACAGAUCGGUAUUUGGGGGUGCAUGCGUUACACAGAUCGGUAUUUGGCGUGCAUGCAUUACACAGAUCGGUAUUUGGGGUGCAUGCGUUACACAGAUCGGUAUUUGGGGUGCAUGCGUUACACAGAUCGGUAUUUGGGGGUGCAUGCAUUACACAGAUCGGUAUUUGGGGUGCAUGCGUUACACAGAUCGGUAUUUGGGGGUGCAUGCGUUACACAGAUCGGUAUUUUGGGGUGCAUGCGUUACACAGAUCGGUAUUUGGGGUGCAUGCAUUACACAGAUCGGUAUUUGGGGGUGCAUGCAUUACACAGAUCGGUAUUUGGGGUGCAUGCAUUACACAGAUCGGUAUUUGGGGUGCAUGCAUUACACAGAUCGGUAUUUGGGGGUGCAUGCAUUACUCAGAUCGGUAUUUGGGGUGCAUGCAUUACACAGAUCGGUAUUUGGGGGUGCAUGCGUUACACAGAUCGGUAUUUGGGGGUGCAUGUAUAAAUACAGAGAAUGUGCCCGGUAUUGGCAGUCGAGGUGUCAGACAGCAUUGUUUUGUUUAUUUGGGUCAGUGAUGCUUUUAUUGUUUUUUGCUGGAGAGCAGAAGGAAAGAUCUUAUCGCUUCCUGCCACCCUCUCCUGUCGCCAGCGUCUGCUUUGUGCUUUAAUGAGGAGAGAUUUUCUAAUUCGGAGGGGGGUGGGGGGCAUGUCCCCAAACUCAGCCACCAUCUGUGAUAUCACUUAAAGAGGACAGGCUUGAUCUGUCUAUCUAGAUAUCCGUCUGUCUGUCUGUCUAUCUAUCUAGAUAUCCUUCUGUCUGUCUAUCUGUCUAAUCUAGCUAUAUUCUAUCUGUCUGUCUAUCUAGAUAUCCGUCUGUCUGUCUAUCUGUCUGUCUGUCUAGCUAUAUUCUAUCUGUCUGUCUAUCUAGAUAUCCGUCUGUCUAUCUAGAUAUCCUUCUGUCUGUCUAUCUGUCUAAUCUAGCUAUAUUCUAUCUGUCUGUCUAUCUAGAUAUCCGUCUGUCUAUCUGUCUGUCUGUCUAGCUAUAUUCUAUCUGUCUGUCUAUCUAGAUAUCCGUCUGUCUGUCUGUCUGUCUGUCUGUCUAGCUAUAUUCUAUCUGUCUGUCUAUCUAGAUAUCCUUCUGUCUGUCUAUCUGUCUAAUCUAGCUAUAUUCUGUCUGUCUAUCUAGAUAUCCGUCUGUCUGUCUAUCUGUCUGUCUGUCUAGCUAUAUUCUAUCUGUCUGUCUAUCUAGAUAUACAAACAUAAAUUUACAGGAAGAGUUCUACUGAAAAAUGGGUAGUAAGUGUGUGGUUUAUAAGGUACAGGGUGCUCUUAAUGGAAGGAAAUCUGUCCCCAUACCAGAUAUCUACAUGUAAUAAAAAUAAGAAAUGAUCCCAAGGCACACCACCGUUUUGCACAUAAAAAGAGUAUUUAUUCCUGCAUAGAAAAUACAACGGAAUAUCUUUAUAACAGAGAGAAAGUGCAUAGUAUAGUGCUAAACCAGUAUAUAGUACCAAAACCACAAUAUAAGUAAAGUGCUAAAUGCAAAAACCCAUUAAAAAGGUAUACUGACCAAGAGCAGGAGAAAUGAAACCCCAACGUUUCGGCUGUGAAGCCUUCACCUGAGGUUCCAUUGUGGGAUAUUGUUGUUACUAAAUCCGUCCAAUCACUGGGUUAUUUACUAUGGUCAGGAUUCAGUGAGUGAAAGGCCAAAGUAACCAAACUGGUAGCUCUCCAUCUGGUUCUGCUACCUUAGCCUAAAUUUGAAAUUCACUCUGAAUUCUCUCUUUGGUGAAUAUCCUUAUCGGUGUCUCCUUUAUUUGUUAUAUUUGCUCUCUGCGACAUGUUCCAUGUGUGAGCUGAUCAUUCAAUCAGUUUAAUAAAUCCAAUCACGCCCUGUACCCAGGGAUUCCCUUUCCUCAUGUCAUAGCUGGGAUAGAUGCCAAUUACCCACCUUCUCACAGUUUGCUGCCCCCAGAGAGCACUCAGCCUGCUCCCUCCAGAGAGCACUCAGCCUGCUCCCGGCUGGUUACUGUUCACCGCGUAAGUCUUUCAGUCUGUUUUCCAAUUCAUGUUAAGAUGUACCUGUGUAAGGUGGGAGGGUGAUGGGACAUGGUGCAUUCUGGGAAUAUGUUAGAGCUGGCCGCACAGGACAUUAAAAAGAGAUUUAGAGACUGAUCACAGAUGCCCCCUCCUUAAUGAGAGGGCACAGUUACAAGUGCACCCCAAGACGGCAUGGUUUGUACGCCUCCCAGUUGGGCUGUGAAGGGUUUAUCCUGCAGUAAGUGAUUUGCUCUGGGUGUCAAGAGCCAGUCAGUCCCAGAGGAAGCCAGGGGGUGUCAUUUAAGCAUCCUGUUCCCACUGAAGUGUUAGAUGUCUCCCGCUCCCCCAUUAAGUCCUUCCUGGUAUUCUGUGCAUCAGUGUCAUGGUGCAGCCAUCCUUGCCAAUUCUAGCACGAGACGUGUCCUGGACAGGAAGAGACUGGGACACCGGCAGAUGUGAUGUACGGCCACCAAUCUGUAUAAGUCGGCCGGUGACAACAGAGAGACUUAUCAAACUGUCAUGUUUGGAGAAAUGGGAAAAUGAUGUAAAGGUGGAGCAAUCGCCAUGGAAACCAUUGAGUGCAGGGACAUUCGAUAGGGAUUAAUUCACUUUUUAGAGGGCAACACUUUGAUAAAUCUCCCGCAGUGUGUAUUCUGCAACGCUUGACUUGUAUCACCCACAAAUCAAACAGAUCUGAUUUAAAGGAAUACUAUAGGAAUCUAAACAUGUAUUCCUAUCGCCAUAGUGUCCUACUACCCAUCUAGGUGUCCGACCUCCAUCUUACCCGCAUUGUUGGGAGAGUCAAUCAAUGCACAGUCAGUUUGGGGUGGAUUCAUUAAACGAUAAAUUGGGGAGAAAUCACAAGCAGAGUUUUGAUACAUUUUAGAUGAAAUUGGCAGAGCUGGAAGCCUUACCCAAAUCCGCUAUUUUUCCAGCUUUGAUUAGAAUGUUGUCGCUGUUUCCAUGACUAAGCCCAGGCUUUACGGGGGGUCAAGGGUGAUGUUUGUGAUUGGUGGUGACUCUGUGUCUCUGUCCCCCCCAGGUCCACGCUCACAUUAUAAGCUAUCUGAAGAAAGAGAUGCCUGUUUUUCGUAAAGACAAUAAGAAGAAGCAGCUAAUUAAUAUGCUUCCCGUCAUUUUUGCCAAAAUCCAGCUCGAGCACCACAUCUCCCCCGGAGACUUCCCUGACUGCGAUAAAAUGCAGGUAAGUCCUCCUUGGCCAUCAUGUACAAUGUAUAGAUACGAUCUAUUCAGCCAGCAUUCUAUAAAGAUACAUUAUACAGUGAUCUACCCAGCCGGCAUUCUAUAUAGAUACAUUAUACAGCGAUCUACCCGGCCAUCAUUCUAUAUAGAUACAUUAUACAGCGAUCUACCCGGCCAUCAUUCUAUAUAGAUACAUUAUACAGCGAUCUACCCAGCCGGCAUUCUAUAUAGAUACAUUAUACAGUGAUCUAUCCAGCCAGCAUUCUAUAUAGAUACAUUAUACAGCGAUCUACCCAACCGGCAUUCUAUAUAGAUACAUUAUACAGCGAUCUAUCCAGCCGGCAUUCUAUAUAGAUACAUUAUACAGCGAUCUACCCAACCGGCAUUCUAUAUAGAUACAUUAUACAGCGAUCUAUCCAGCCGGCAUUCUAUAUAGAUACAUUAUACAGCGAUCUACCCAACCGGCAUUCUAUAUAGAUACAUUAUACAGCGAUCUAUCCAGCCGGCAUUCUAUAUAGAUACAUUAUACAGCGAUCUACCCAACCGGCAUUCUAUAUAGAUACAUUAUACAGCGAUCUAUCCAGCCGGCAUUCUAUAUAGAUACAUUAUACAGCGAUCUACCCAACCGGCAUUCUAUAUAGAUACAUUAUACAGUAAUCUACCUAGUCGGCAUUCUAUAUAGAUACAUUAUACAGUGAUCUAUCCAGCCGGCAUUCUAUAUAGCUACAUUAUACUUUCCAGUGUGUCCUCCAUUUGUUUUACUUCUGAUUCACUGCUAUCCUGUAUCUCCUGUCCUCCAACAGAAGCAACUGAUGAUUCAUGAUUUCAAGAAGUUCCAUUCUCUGAAACCUCCGAUGAUUGAAGCUCUGGACGAGAUGUUGACCGUUGACAUUGCUAAGCUAAUGCCUCUCCUGCGCCAGGAAGACAUUGAUACAGCAGAUAAUGUGGUCCAAGGUGGAGCCUUUGAUGGUACUCACAACGGUCCUUUUAUUGAGGGGAUUGCUGAUGGUCUCCUUGAUGGUGUUGAUGAUGAUGACUGGGUAGUUACGAAAGACAAACCAAAAUAUGAUGAGAUAUUCUUCAACCUAGCCCCCACCGAUGGCAAACUGAAUGGCACAAAAGCCAAAAACUGGAUGGUAACAACUAAACUGCCCAACUCAGUGCUCGGGAAAAUCUGGAAACUCUCUGAUGUUGACCGUGAUGGCAUGCUUGAUGAUGAAGAGUUUGCCUUAGCUAGCCAUUUGAUUGAGGUGAAACUGGAUGGUCAUGGGCUGCCCUCUGAGCUUCCAAGACACCUGGUCCCACCAUCCAAGAGAAGACAGAAAGGCUCUGCUGAAUGAGACCACACACCAACCCUUCUACAAGCAACUGUGCCACGGUUGAUCAGGUUAACUCCAACUUCUUGUGCCCUGACAUAUUUGAUAUUCCUCACUGAUAUAUGUCUAGUUUUCAGGGACACUUGUCAUCAAAUGUUACUAACAAAAUUAAAUAGCUUUAAAUGUAUAUCUGCAUCAAUAUUACGCAACCCAUGGGAUCCUGUCAAAUUUCCAAGGUGCCAAAUGUGGGAGAGUGGAAGGUAUUUAUCAUUAAUGAGCAUGGCACAUCAUUUCCAUCUGAACAAGGGACUCUGGCCUCCAAUGAUUGACCACAGGUCUUUAUAUCAAUAACAGGGUCAUGAAGAACAUCAAGUCACAAGCCCAGUCUCAGCAUCAACGUAUUAUGUGGACCUGUGACCUGAAUUCCUGUACUGUGAAAUCUUUACAGAGACCAUCACCAACAUCGGGAUGUCACAUAAGUCAUAGUUUCAGGGUUUUUUGUGAAGUAUGUGUAUCUGAAGCAAUUUUUUCACAAAUAUAAAUAUUUCAUGUAAGUAAUAUGAAGCAAACUGGUCUGUCCUCCACCUGCUUAAUUGCCCUUAUCCAUGCCAUCUAUGUGCCUUCUCCAUGCCAUCUAUGUGCCUUAUCCAGGCUAUGUGCCUAUCCAUGCCAUCUAUGUGCCUUCUCCAUGCCAUCUAUGUGCCUUAUCCAUACCAUCUAUGUGCCUUCUCCAUGCCAUCUAUGUGCCUAUCCAUGCCAUCUAUGUGCCUUAUCCAGGCUAUGUGCCUAUCCAUGCCAUCUAUGUGCCUUAUUCAGGCUAUGUGCCUAUUCAUGCCAUCUAUGUGCCUUCUUGUAUGAUGAAUGUGCCAUAUCUAUAGGAUCCCAUAUCUUUGUGCCAUAUCCAUGGAGUCUUUGUGCCAUGUCCAUGGAGUCUUUGUGCCAUAUCCAUGCCACCUAUGUGCAUGGUGACAUUGUAAAGUCCAUACCCCUGUGCUGUAAAAUGAAUACAUGUUUCCCCAUCUUGUGCUCUAUAGCUAUAUAAUCACCAGUACCAAUAUUAUGGUUUUAGGCAAGAAAAGUAUUAUUUUCUUUUAUCUUUUUUAAAUGGGAAUCUGUAAUAAUGUUCCCAACUAUCUGGUGAAUCGUUUUUUUUGUGGAGGCUGAGAGAUUCCUGGGUGAGGACACGAUCCAUCAGACGGCCAGGAAUAGUCUUCGCUCGUGACAUAUGACUACUAUGAAAAUCUGGUGCUUAAACACAUACUAUUUAAUUUAAUGCACAUUAUACUUAGUUAACCUCGUUUGUUGUUUAGGUGAUCUGGUCGCAUCCCAUUCAGGUUUAUUAGUUGCAUUUUGCUUUCUUGAUCAUUUUGGAUUUAAAGCCAGAGACCCCAUCCCAUCUGUGGGGAACCAGCUGUUACCAAAAUUACCUAAAACACUUGAGUGGUGCCUGCCCCUCCUGUGGCCAUACAUACCUGCCUCUGUACCUACAACAUCACACAGCUUCGUGCACAAGCUAUGGACACAGAUUGCAGCCACAGUUUUUUGGUUUAAUUUUGUAAAAGGCAUUUUCUUUUAUCUCUUGACAGGAGAAUUAAACAUUAUUUGUGGAAUUUAACAUCCUUCUCUAUGUAGAUUAUGUUCUGGGCCAUGAUUUCCAUGGUACCACAUUGGCACCCGAAUAGCCCCCUGGAUAUGUACUGGGGCCCCAGGCCGGAAUAAUAAUGUAUUUCAGUGUAAGUUUGCAGGAAAGAGGGAGCGUUAGUUUCAUGCUAUGAGCUACCAUUGUAUACUGUUUAUCUGUUCAGAUACCUGGCUGCGAGAUAGCCUCCAAAAUGUAUUUUCUUCAUCCAAAAUCAAUAUGCAUUUCACCAGCUUCCGAAAAAUAAAUUCCCUCUUCGCCGAUUGAGCUGGUAGUUGGGUCGCAUGGCAGACUGUCCUUUUUUCUGCCCAUCUGUUCUGACACAAUAUAGAUUGGGGAAGAGUUGAGCUUGACACGCACUGUGCACUCUUCCACCCCAGCCUACAGGAAUUCUCAGAUAUUUAUCUUCUCCGACCAGUCUUGCAGCUCAGGUUUAAUCAGCUGUCCCCAGUGGAACAGAACUAUGUAAUCCACUGGCGACCCUGGUGGGUCAUGAAGACUGAUUUCAAAGAGUGUGGCCUUUUGGGGCCCUUUAAAAAACUUCUGGACAUGCUGCGUCCCUAAUGUGUAAAUCGAUUGCCAGCACAUGGACUGACCAUUUAUGGACGAUAUUUGCCCAGAAUCUGUCCCAGCAUGCUCCAGACGUGAUUAUAAUAUGUUUUGUUGGCCCCUUUAAUGCCUGGAGGUAUAUACACGUGUGGUUGUUAUUAUAAGCCACUGAUAGAGAUUUAGUGAAAGCUUGUGUAUGUGUAGGGAGUGCAAGGUAACAAAUCUAAAGAGUGACUGUAAGAUGAAUGACUGUUACUGAUAGCAGAAAAGAGAGCAAUAAAUGGUUAUUCCAGACAACUUGAAAGGAGGAAGGAAACCGUCAUAACAGCUCUGGGAACAGAAAUCAGGACAUUAUCUUAUCUCACAUGCUGAUCUCAGGAAGGGAGAGGUGACAAGGUCCCAGGGAGAGCUUUCUGAUCACUUUCAGACACUACAGACUAUUUGCAGAUAAUGUUAGAGUCAAUGUUCAGGGAUUAAACAGUAGUGGAGGCAUUAACCCUGGGCACAGAGAACCUUUUUGGGAUUGAGAACCUCUAGAAAUGGAGAACCUAUAGGGCACGAAGAACUUGUAGGGCAUAGAGAAACCUUUGGGAUGGAGAACCUCUAGGGCAUGGAUAACUUCUAUAAUUGUAGCACCUGUACUGAUGGAAAACCUCUAGGGCAGGGGUAGGCAACCUUUGGCACUCCAGAUGAUGUGGACUACGUCCCCCAUAAUGCUCUUACACCCAUAAUGCUGGCAAAGCAUCAUGGGAGGUGUAGGCCAAAACAUCAGCAGUGCCAAAGGUUGCCUAUGCCUGCUCUAGGGCAUGGGGAACUUCUAGGGAUGGAGAAUCUCUAGGGCAUUGGGGACCUUCUAGAAAUGGAGAUCCUCUAGGGCAUGGGGAACUUCUAGUGAUGGAGAACCUUUAGGACAUGGGGAACUUUUAGUGAUGGAGAAUCUCUAGGGCAUGGGGAACUUCUAGGGAUGGAGAAUCUCUAGGACAUUGGGGACCUUCUAGAAAUGGAGAUCCUCUAGGGCAUGGGGAACUUCUAGUGAUGGAGAACCUUUAGGACAUGGGGAACUUUUAGUGAUGGAGAAUCUCUAGGGCAUGGGGAACUUCUAGUGAUGGAGAACCUCUAGGGCAUGAGGAAAUUCUAGUGAUGGAGAACCUAUAGGGCAUGGGGAACUUCUAGUGAUGGAGAACCUCUAGGGCAUGGGGAACUUCUAGUGAUGGAGAACCUUAAGGGCAUAGGGAACUUCUAGUGAUGGAGACCCUUAGGGCAUGGGGAACUUCUAGUGAUGGAGAACCUCUAGGGAUGGAGAACCUCUAGGGAUGCGCUCAAUACAACUCAAAGGGGUUUAUUGGCUAAGCAGUGAUGGACAAAUGGAAAGUUUGUCAAAAUAGCUAAGAUUGUAAAAAAACAAACACAGAACACAGCCAAGUGUAAUACUGACCUUAGCUACUGGGUGAUUGUAGAAACGUCUUGGGCUACUGGAUGGUGGAACAAGUAACCAACCGAGGGACAGUCUUUCUGGAUACUACCAGAUUAUUUAACCAUACAUGGAAUGGUCACCUGGUAAAAAAUGAUAAAAUUAUCAGAAUAUGAAACAGGAUGUGAGUUUAUAACGAGGCAAUUCAUUGAUUCAACAUUGCUGUUAUAGCGUGCUCCCUAAUAAAGCGACAGGCCAGGUCAAAUAUAUUACUAUACUACUAUAACUACUACACUGCUAGGAUUAUAGUACGGGGGAUUGUCUCUUAGUAAGGAAAACGAGAGCCGGAUCUGUGUCCAAUUUUACUUUAACAUGUACAAUCCCUUCUUCAUUCCCAGUUUUGGAGUAUAAUCCCUACUACUGGGAAUCAGGCCGAUGACAAACUAUAUUAGAAAUAAAUUUUAAUUUUAAACUUUCAUGGCUUUUUCAAUCAUAUCUUUGGCAGUAAAGCUUUAUUUUAUACAAGGACUAAUAGUGGAAAUGUACAUUUAAGUCCAGGACAUCUGGAUUGAAAACAUUGAGGUAGUUCUGCAUUUAAAUGACAUGUCUGUGGCUGCUGUUAACCCUCUCUGUCCCUUGCCGCACCCUGUAUAAGCUGAUAGUUUGAGGAAUAAGCAGUGGCUGUGUGUCCUGUCUGCAGCUAUUGCAUCGCUCUCUGCACAGAGUUUAUUUAAAGACACAGCGUGAAUGCCUGUAUCUGUCACGUCUGUCUGUGUUAUUACUGGACUGUAUCCAAAGCGGCCAACGCCUCCAAUGUGUGUACUUACCUCACUGUCCUUCAAUAAAUGGCAUUUACCCACCUCUGGGUCUCCUCUGUGUCAUGUUAUUAGGGCGACCGCGCUGUUGGAAGCCAUAGCAAACGUGUGUUCUCUGAAUAUAAACAGAAAAAAUAACAUUUCUAAAUAAAACUCACCUGCGGAUUCUCUGACCUGCAAACCCUUUCAUUAACACCUAGGCUGCUGAAAAGCAACAGCACCAUAUUGUACUGAAA
Messenger RNA from Pelobates cultripes (western spadefoot toad), 27367 nucleotides. The record is from the annotation of a GenBank genome assembly. NCBI's taxonomy places the organism in Eukaryota, Metazoa, Chordata, Amphibia, Anura, Pelobatidae.